AUGGUUACAUUCGGUCCAGAUGAGGUAGAAUUAGCAGAUAAAUCGCCAUGUGCCGGUGUUAGAGCCGAUCUUAAGAUGUGUUUGUUAAAUAGUAGUUGCUGUAAAGAGGAUAAAAAGACUCCACGGGAAUGUUUGAAAGAUGGUUUAGUCCCUGACGAAUGUUUUCAACUUCGGCAAUCUUUUUUUGAGUGCAAAAGAUCAUUGCUUGAUAAUAGAAGAAGAUUUAGAGGACACAAAGGUUAU
Molecule: messenger RNA, 243 nt
Organism: Iphiclides podalirius (scarce swallowtail)
Lineage: Eukaryota; Metazoa; Arthropoda; Insecta; Lepidoptera; Papilionidae
Source: the annotation of a GenBank genome assembly